Molecule: messenger RNA, 408 nt
Organism: Batrachochytrium dendrobatidis JAM81
Lineage: Eukaryota; Fungi; Chytridiomycota; Chytridiomycetes; Rhizophydiales
Product: mitochondrial 54S ribosomal protein YmL47
Exons: 1
Biological process (GO): mitochondrial translation
Cellular component (GO): ribosome; mitochondrial large ribosomal subunit
Molecular function (GO): rRNA binding; structural constituent of ribosome
Source: RefSeq, a predicted model, not a curated record
CUUCGUCCUAAAAAAACAAAGUAUCGCAAGGCACAUAAAGGAUUUUUUAAAACAAGACUAGGAGGCUCUAUUAGAGGCACAACAGUUCGAUUAGGAGAAUAUGGACUUCAACUUUUUGAACCUGGCCGUCUCAAGGACAAGCAGCUCGACACUGUUCGCACCAUGGUGAAUCGAAUUCUCAAAUCUGAAAAGGGAUCUAAACUGAUUCUUCGUAUUUUCCCCCACAGACCUGUUACUGCCAAGGGUGCUGAAACUCGUAUGGGAAAGGGAAAAGGUGCUGUAGAGUAUUAUGCUACUUGGGUUUCUGAAGGUGUGGUCAUUAUGGAGAUUACUGGUGCGAGAAAGGAUGUCGCACUCAAGGCUUUGAAUGUUGCUGCUCAGGCUCUACCAUUGCGAACUCGGGUGGUU